This is a messenger RNA of Halichondria panicea, 1086 nucleotides long. RefSeq lists its product as uncharacterized. The coding region runs from base 202 to 843 and encodes 213 amino acids. The transcript is spliced from 3 exons. The record is from RefSeq and is a predicted model, not a curated record. Lineage: Eukaryota; Metazoa; Porifera; Demospongiae; Suberitida; Halichondriidae.
UUAUAGGGGGAAAGUAAAAAUGACAUUUUAGAGGGGACUCCAUGGAAUGUACUAUACUGGAAGAUUCACCUAAAAAUAGCAUUUCAUUUACUUUAAAAGCCAUAGAUUAAAUUGAUAGCCAUGCAUACUCAUAAUAUAGAGAAAAGAAGAAUACAGCGACCAUCAAACAGAGAAAUAAUUUAACUCUAUCUACUGAGAAACAUGUUUACACUAUCAGUAACAAUCUCCUCUCUACUCUUGCUAACGCUCGGCUCCCAGCUGGCAGAGAGUUGUCCGUGUCACACAAGAAGAGCGACAGUGAUGUCAGUCAACCCGACCAAUGCAUCAGUAGCCAUCAUUGAUGUGAUUAGCGGGAUUGAAGCUACAAAUAGACUUGUGGGAAGUACCAUUGUCCAGAAGAUACCACAAAUAGUUUACGAUGUGGACAAUCUGACUCGUCCAGCACAAGAAGUAAUGUCCAGCUUAGCAACACUGCAACAAUAUGUCACCAUGAUCACAACUCUUCAAAACAGCGGACUAAACAGCACAGAGCUGGAGCUGUACAAAUUGCUACUGCAUGCCAUACUAAAGGACUCCUGUGAAUGGCUUAACUCAUACGAAGGAGUUUCCAUCGACUGCACUGAGGACCUUGAACACUUUAUCCCGGUUCUCCUCUCUCUCGGCCUCCGAAACGAACUGAAGAAAAUCGAGUGCUACUUGAAAGGGUUCCCUGUGGCAGCUGAUAUCAAGUCCACACCCGACAUAUGGGUGGAUAGGGAGAUUGAGCCUCAGGGCAUCAGGUGUGGGUUCUGCAAUAGGAAGAUGGUUAAUCUACAUUGUCCAAGCUGUCAAGCUGACAAAUAAUUCGGAGUCAACAGUGUGAUGGAAUAAUCUAACCAAUAAUCAAAGCUGUAUAUAUGUAGAGUUAAGAUCUAUAGCUAGAAAUAUAAAUCACAGGUAUCUAACGUAGCUUGUUUAUUUAUACGUAGUUAUAGAUUGCAAACUUAUUAUCCAGGCAUAGCAAUAACCUCUUUUUUUUAUACCAUUCUCUCACUUAUAAUUUUAUGUACAUGAUCAUGAUCGCUUACACAGUCAGUGCAAUAAUAA